This is a messenger RNA of Microthlaspi erraticum, 3561 nucleotides long. The record is from the annotation of a GenBank genome assembly. Lineage: Eukaryota; Viridiplantae; Streptophyta; Magnoliopsida; Brassicales; Brassicaceae.
AUGCCUCCUCGUUCGAAGACUGGUGGCAACAACCGUGACGAUUGGACAGAGCUUCGAUCCGCACUUCUGGCCAUGCAGGAGAACAUCCAAAUGACCAUCUCCAAUUCGAUCCAGGAGCUGACUGAGGCGAUUGUCAACCGUAGGGAUCGUCAGGAGAGAGAGUCGGAGGAAGAGGAAGAGGAGGAAGUGAACCACAACCCAUUUGCUCGUCGUUAUCAUGAUGAUCGAAGCGAGCAUGACCAGGAGAAAGUAGAUCGGCGUUGGGAAGCGGGAUUCAAAGUCGAUUUACCGGAGUAUCAUGGAAGUUUGAAGGCCGAUGAGUUGUUGGAUUGGAUUGUUGCGGUGAAUGAGACUCUGGAAUUCAAGGAGGUACCUGAGGAGAGACGAGUGGCCUUGGUUGCAACCAAAUUUCGUGGCAAGGCAGCAGCUUGGUGGAUGCAUUUGAAGAACUCUCGGAUUCGUAGUGGGAAAAGUAAGAUCCGAUCGUGGGAGAAGCUCCAAAAGCAUCUUCGCCAAACGUUUUUGCCUUUCAACUACGACCGUAUGAUGUACACAAGGUUGCAGAAUCUGCGUCAAGGGUCGCGCUCAGUGGAGGAUUAUGCAGAGGAGUUCUCGUUGUUGCUAACCCGCAAUGAGAUCAAUGACAGCGAAACCCAGCUUGUAUCCCGGUUUAUUGGUGGUCUCCGACCACAAAUUCAAUCGGCUUUAUCGCAGUUUGAUCCAUUAACGGUGCCGGAAGCGCACAGGCGUGCAACGGCGUUCGAGAGUCAAUUUCGUUCGUCAGCAAGCUGGAGCGGAGGAUCGUUGCGAAGCAGGAGUGUGGCUCAGGGGACUGUCGAAACUCCACAUUCGGGAGCUCCGAAGGAAAGUGUCGAUCUCACUACGUCGCGGCUCCAACCGCGGCACAUUCAAACAGCUUGUCCAAACAAGUCGAGGAGGGGAUUGUUGGCGGACAAGAGUCAUUGGGAAUCCAAUGCACUGUUUGAUGAUGACGAGUUGGAGGAGGAAGACGAGAUACAGGUGGACCAAUUGGAGGGUGACAAAGGAAGACUUUUGGUAGCUCGCCGUGUUUGCUUGGCUCCGACCAAAACAGAGGAACCGUGGCUCAAGUCAAAUCUGUUUCAGUCGACCUGUACAAUCAAUGGGAAGAUUUGUCGAUUUGUCAUUGAUUCAGGGAGCUCUAACAAUGUCAUCUCCGAGGAAGCAAUGCGUAAGUUGGGCUUGAAGCGUGAAGACCAUCCCACUCCUUACAAUUUGCAGUGGAUCAAGGAGGAGAUUGACAUGCGAAUCAAACACAGAGCGUUAGUCAAUUUCUCCAUUAGGAAUCAUUACAAGGACCGCGUGUACUGUGAUGUAGCUCCAAUGGAUGUGGGACACCUUAUUUUGGGUCGACCUUGGCAGUAUGAUAGAGAGACGGUGCACGAUGGGAGGAGAAACACUUACAGUUUCCUGUUUGAAAACAGGAAAAUUGUCCUGAUACCAUCACCACCGGAGGCUUUGACGACAACACUGCCAACGAGAGACAAAGUUUGUGCAGCUGCAGAGAAGAAAGCGGCACAACGUUCAACCUUGUUCUGUUCUCGUUCUGUCUUCGAGUCAGAAUUUUGUGAAGAGGGAGUGGUGUGGGCCUUGAUUGCAACAACGCCAACAACUAGCGACACGACAGAAGCUCCACCUCGCCUUGCGAUGCUAUUGGAGGAGUUUUCUGACGUCUUUCCGGCAGAGCUACCACAAAGCCUCCUGCCGCUGCGUGAUAUACAACACCAAAUCGACUUGGUGCCUGGAGCGUCACUACCAAACCGGCCUCAUUAUCGGAUGAGCCCGAAGGAGCACGAGGAACUGCGACGUCAAGUGGAGGAGUUGGUGUCGAAGGGACAUGUCCGCGAGAGUCUCAGUCCAUGCGCAGUACCAGCAUUGCUCAUACCGAAGAAGGAUGGUUCCUGGAGAAUGUGCAUCGACAGCAGGGCCAUAAACAAAAUCACGGUACGAUACAGAUUUCCUAUACCGCGUCUUGAUGAUUUGCUUGAUCAAAUUGGAACAGCGAAGGUGUUUUCCAAGCUCGAUCUCAAAAGCGGAUACCACCAAAUUCGUAUCAAACCUAGAGAUGAGUGGAAAACGGCGUUCAAGACGAGGGAAGGUCUUUUUGAGUGGUUGGUGAUGCCAUUUGGGCUUUCGAAUGCACCAAGUACCUUCAUGAGAGUGAUGAAUCAGGCGUUGAGGCCUUACAUUGGAAAGUUUCUGGUGGUAUAUUUUGACGAUAUCUUGGUCUUUAGCAGCAACACAGAGGAGCAUAUUGAUCACUUGCGCCUUAUCUUGCUUGUGCUCAGGCGAGAAACGUUAUUUGUUGCUCGGCAAAAGUGUGAUUUUGCUACGGACCGUGUUCUGUUUUUGGGCUAUGUUGUUUCUAGCAAGGGACUAUCUAUGGAUGAAUCAAAAGUAGAUGCAGUGCGUUCUUGGCCGACUCCUCAUACAGUCUCAGACGUUCGUAGCUUUCAUGGAUUGGCGUCUUUCUACAGACGAUUUGUUCCGAAUUUUAGUGCUAUCAUGGCUCCUUUGACUGACUGCAUGAAAGAAGGGAAACUGCAGUGGACAGAGGAAGCAGCUGCAGCGUUUGAGGUAAUCAAACAUAAACUCACUACGGCUCCCAUUCUUGUUCUGCCUGAUUUUGAAGUCCCGUUUGAGCUACACUGUGAUGCAUCAAAAUUGGGAUUUGGAGCUGUUUUGAGCCAACAGUCAAAGCCAGUCACGUUUUACAGUGAAAAGCUAGCUGGUGCAAGGAGUAGGUACAGUACAUAUGACAUAGAGUUCUAUGCGAUUGUACAAGCGAUUAAGCACUGGAAGCACUACUUGUUUCAGAGGGAGUUUAUUCUGUUCACAGACCAUGAUGCUUUAAAACACUUGGAUAGUCAGGCAAAAGUCUCUUCUCGUCACGCCUCAUGGAUCGCGUUUUUGCAGCAAUUUACGUUUGCAAUCCGCCAUAAGUCCGGGAAGUUGAACAGAGUCGCUGAUGCAUUGAGCCGGAGGCAUUGUUUGGUGUCUACUAUGCAUACAUCCGUUUCAGGUUUUGCCUCGUUCUCUGAUCUAUAUGAGUCUGAUUCUUUCUUUGGUCCAGUGCUGAGAGACAUUAAAGACGGUCACCCAUCUGCGUUCACCUUGCAUGAGGGAUUCCUCUUUAAAGGGGUCAGGCUUUGUGUUCCAACUUGUAGCCUGCGGUUGAAGAUUAUUGAGGAGCUACACCGAGAAGGUCAUGUAGGUCGAGAUAGAAGUCUCCACCUUGUUGCUGCGUCGUAUUUUUGGCCAACGCUGCGAAGAGAUGUUGAGAGAUUCGUGGAGCGUUGUCGCGCUUGUCAACAGGCAAAGGGUCAAGCAACUAACGCAGGUCUAUACCUUCCCCUACCUGUACCAACACAGCCAUGGACUGAUGUGAGCAUGGAUUUCGUUUUGGGCCUUCCUCGGACUCAAAAAGGAAACGAUUCGAUUUUCGUGGUGGUGGACAGAUUCUCGAAGAUGUCACACUUUAUUCCUUGCAAACGCACGACUGAUGCAGUGUUAGUGGCGUAG